CUUAAUCAUCUUUGUGUUUACUGUUUAGUUUCCCAUUUCUUGCGGAGGUAUAACAUUUUUUUUUGGAGAAAAUCCUUUCUUCCUGAGCUUCGUUUUUGAAAUUUAGAACUUCUUAUGCAGCUACGCGUGGUGUUAAUCUUCCUUCUGUUUGGUAUUCUAUAAACGUUUGAUCAAAAUGGUGUUUUUGUACCUCUGCAUUUCUCUCUCUCGCACGUCUUUUUUGUUUGCAUUUUUUCCGUCUUUCGGUUCAAUGCCGCGGUUAUUGAGGAUCAUUUUUCCGUUUAUUGGUUGCUAAGAUUCCUGCCAUCAAUGAGUUUUCUAACUUUUGAGUGCUGCAGCUUUGAAUUUUGAAGUUUGAACGCAAAUCGUGCUCGGAAAAGCAGUAGUAUGCUACGGAAAAGGCUUUAUCUCCCUUCCCCAGAAAAAAAAAACACCUGUUGCUUUUUCCCCUUCGCCUGCGAUGGAAUAUUUCAAAGUUUUACUGAAGAUCUCAUUGACCGGUUUACUCAAUCAUUUCAUUCACUGAAUCGCACUAUCCUGUUCUUCUGUUUUUUCUGCUAGCCGAUGAAGUAUUGGUUUCCGCUAUUACUUUAGCUCUGGUUUUAAAAGGGCCCACAUUUCCCCUUUUGGGGGGAGUUUACAAGAUAACUAUGCAUUUUCUCAUCCUGGUUAUAUGGAAAGGUUUUUUGGUAAAGUAAACCGGUUGUUAUUUUGCAAAUGAUGAGGAUACGUGUGUUGGUGAUAAUCUGAUUAUCUACCAGAUGAUGAUUUUCAAAUUAUUGUUUUGUCGAAUCUUCUAAAUUAUAGAGUCGGAUGCCUUUCUAGCCAAGCCACUUAACAUUUUCUAGAAAGAAAAAACUAUACCCAACUUGGGCUUUUUUCCUUAAAUUUCUUUUUACUGAAUUGGUUCCAAAUUUUCUGUAGGUGUUGCCAGUUCGCGUUGAUGCUUUGAUUUUUAUGUUCGUUUAAGAAGAUUGCAGACAAAGAGGUUUUCCAGCUGCCUUUAGUUUUAAGCUGAGAGAACCAUAUGAGUUACAGGCGGUGGCAUCUCUUUCAUAUAGAGGAAUCUGGUUUCGAUUCCAGUUUGGCAAAUUCAUAGAGGAAAUAAGGAUGGGAUGCUCAAAUUCUAAGUUGGAUGAUGAAGAGGUUGUCAAAAUCUGCAGCGAAAGAAAGAAAUUUGUCAAGCAGGCCAUUCAACAGAGGAUUCUAUUUGCCACAGGCCAUGUAGCCUAUAUCCAAGCUCUGAAACGGGUUUCAGCUGCUCUUCGAGAGUUUGCUGCUGGGGAAGAGAAUCACGGGUUCAUCUUUGAAUUUACACCAACAAAAUCUAAGCCUGAAACUAUCACACUUGAUUCACAAUCCUUAUCACCGAGUCCCAUCAAACGUGAAACUGUUACAAAUUAUUUGAGGGCAGGUGCAAAUCCAUCAGUUCCAAUAGAGGAAAGACCUCAAUCUCCAGAGAUCUUGAGGGUUGAAUCUUAUUCUCCAUCUUAUUACCGGAAUGGAGGCGAUGGUUUCUUCAGUGCACAAUAUCCUCUUUAUUCAUCGUUUUUUGGUGCACCGUACAACAAACGAAGCCCGCCUCCAUUAUCUCCACCUCGGUCUUCUCAAUGGGACUUUUUCUGGAAUCCCUUUUCAUCUUUGGAUUCCCAGAUGUAUCCCCCAAAUAACAGCUUCUGUGGAAUGACUGAGGAUGAGAUCAGAGGGAUAGACAAGGUUCGUGAAGAAGAAGGGAUUCCUGAUUUAGAAGAUGCAGUUGACGAUGCUAAGAAAGACGAGAUGCAGGAGGAGAAGGUGGAAGAGGAUGCAGCAAGUAGUGAACCAACACUUCCAGAUGAAACCUGCGAGGCAGAAAAUGCGAAGCCAUCAUCAACCAAAUCUUCUGAAGAAAUCUCAGAUUCCCUGUCUGACAUUGUGAUCGAAUUUGGUCAUGGCAAGAUGGAACUUAGUGCUCACCCUGCUAACAGCGUUGAAGUAUCAGAAUUACGAAAGUCGGCAAAGCAGGGCGUGACAAGUGCAGAGGCUCCUGCUAACAAAACAGAAGCUGUGGUAUUCUUUGACCAAGGCCCAGCAAACUUCUUUGAAGUCAUUAAGAACAUGGAAAAUCAAUUCAUCAUGGCAUGUGACUGUGCUAAUGAGGUAGCUACGAUGUUGGAAGCAAGUAAAGUGCAACACUUCGCUGCAACUGAGCUAACAGGUGUUAAAAUUCUGAAUCCAAUUGCCUUGAUUCGUUCUGCAUCUUCUCGUUCAUCAUCUUCAAGAACUUUCCAAGCUUCUUCAAGUUCCAGGGACGAUGAUUGUGAUACAAUUAGUGACUUUUCUGAGGAUCCUUGUAUGCUUUCUGGAAGCCACAGGUCAACAUUGGAUAGACUGUACGCAUGGGAGAAAAAGCUCUAUGAAGAAGUCAAGGCUGGGGAGCGAAUUCGCAUAACAUACGAAAAAAAGCGUAAGCAAAUGAAAGAACAUGACAGGAAGGGAGAGGACCCCUUCUUAGUUGAUAAAACCAGACUUUCAAUCAGAGAUCUCCGCAACCGUAUAAAAGUUUCUUUACAGUCAGUUGAGUCUAUCUCAAGGAGGAUUGAGACUUUGAGGGACGAAGAACUUCAGCCACAGCUAAUGGAGCUGAUUCACGGGUUGGCAAGGAUGUGGAGAGGAAUGGCAGAGUGUCACCAAGCUCAGAAGCAGAUCAUGCUAGAAGCCAGCCAGCACACUCUACUCCCUUGGGUUCCUGCAGGUGUCUCGCCUGAAUCUCAUCAGCGGGCCACUUCAAAGCUCGAGGCGGAGCUCGUGAAUUGGCAGACCACCUUCAGCAACUGGGCAGAGGCUCAACGUGCUUACGUCCGUUCCCUCCUUGGCUGGGUACUCAACUGCCUACGCCUCCAAUCAGAAAGCUCGUUCACGCUGCCCAACUCGCCGCACCGCCUCGGUGCACCACCAAUCGUCACGAUUACGGCUCGUUGGGCUGCCAUGUUUGAUGAGUUAUCAGAAGCUCCGGCUGUCAGCCAGCUGAGAAAUUUCUCGGUGAACGUCCGAGAUCUCUACGACCAACAAUGUGAGGAUUUGAAGCAAAGACGGAGGUCCGAUCAAGUUGUCAGGAACCUGGAGGCCAAACUGCAAAUGACCAACCUCUUGCUCGAUCAGAUCGAAUCCGGCGCAUUGCCGGAAUCCGGCGGUGCCGCAGCAGAGCAGGAGCUGGCUAUUGAGACUUUUCAAAAGCAGUUGGAGGACGAGAAGGCAACGCAAAGGGACUUAACCGAACGAUCGGCGGAAACGGCCGUCAGUGUUGUUUGCACCGGAUUGACAUCGGUGGUCGACGCCGUUUCAGAGUUCGCCGCUAAGUCUGCCGAAGGAUACGGCGAGCUCGAGAAGGUGUGCGAGAAGAUGAGGCAGAUGGCGGGUGGAAGAUCUAACGGUCAGUCAUAGGUCUGCGAUUUGCAGAACGGUGCCUGUAACUUUACAGAACGGGUGAAAAAAUCCCUUCUCGUUUAGCCGUCCUUCAAUGGUCAUUAAUCACUAUGUAUAAAAAGCAAUUAGCGUUAUUCCAUUUAUUUUUUCCUUCAAAUUU
Molecule: messenger RNA, 3565 nt
Organism: Nymphaea colorata (pocket water lily)
Lineage: Eukaryota; Viridiplantae; Streptophyta; Magnoliopsida; Nymphaeales; Nymphaeaceae
Product: protein ALTERED PHOSPHATE STARVATION RESPONSE 1-like
Exons: 5
Coding region: 1111-3423 (770 amino acids)
Source: RefSeq, a predicted model, not a curated record